GGCGUCACAGUCAGCGUCGGGAUAACGGGAUCUGCGCUCCUGCAACCGGGCGAUGCUCGAACCGGGAACCCAAACAAACCGCAGUCUCCGAUUCAGCGUGGAGCUGUGCGUGAACGGAUAAACAAAUGAGCCGGUCAGAUUAACGGACCGAGCGACCGACCGCGCGCCGAUGACGUCAGAGGAGCGUCCGAGCCCGCAUUGUCCGCGGAUUAUUAUCAGUCACGCCGGUAUUUAACGCUCCUCGCGGGUUACUUUCACAUCCUUGACUGACGAUGAGAUGCUGUUUAUCGACAGACGCGCUGUGUUCUGUGUGAGAGUCUGUAAUCCUCAGAAUCAGUGUGUUCCUCUGACAGGAUCAUGUGUUUUCUGGACUGAAGACCAGCAUCAGCGGUGUUUUCCCGCAUCUGAGUUCCUCCUGCGGAUCAGUGUGUGUGUUUCAGACAUCCUGAUCUGCCCCGAUCACUAGCAGACGUGAGAUGGACGUUACAUUAAUGCUACAUUAACGUUAUAAAGACGUUUUUAGCGUUCCGCAAGUUUCAGACAUCCACAUUAAGGACGUGCUCUAUUGUGUCUGUGUGUGAAUGUUCUCCAAGCAGUGGUGACGUUAAAAAAACGUUACAUUAAUGUUUCAGAACAACCUUCUGUGAAUGAUAGCCUUUUAAAGUCUGCGUGAAAUCAAAAUUGGCUGUUCGACAAUGUUUUGCUCCCGUACACGGUUGUUUUUGAGUUGAACAAUUCCUCUGCGCUAGUUAAUCCACUGAAAAGAGUCUGAUCAAGUCUGACCAUUUGCGUGGAGUAAAGGUCCUUCUGUUGACAGCUUCCAUAGCAACUGCAUAUCAAUAUUCCUAACCACACCCCUCCAACCGUUGUUUGCUAUGAGGGAAUGAUACACAAGAGAAAGCCCCGCCCCCUGAUAUUCCCUUUCAGUUGGAAGUACAUCAACAAACUGAAAUAAAAGUGUCUUCAACGUCCGGUUCGCGCAGACUUCAAUGAUGUCCUGCUAGUAUGACCAUGACUCUGAAUGAGCCUGUUAGCUGGGAGGUUUGUAGGAGCACCAGUCCCUUCUAAAUCCCCCGUUCAGGAAGGCUGGUGUGUUCUGCUGAUGCCUGUGUCCUGCUGCGGGACACUCCAUCACGGCUCCUCGCCCCGGAGAAUGGCCCUCAGCCGUACUACAGCCGGGACGUGUGUGACCCAGCCGUGCCCCUCGGCGGGCCUGAAGAUCAGUCUGGAAGGAGUGGAGGAACGGGAUGAGGAGCCGGAGGACGAGGGAGAGGACCUGCGGGACGGUGGAGUGCCCUUCAUCAUUAACAGGGGUGGACUGCCCGUGAACGAGGAGACCUGGGAGCAGAUGUGGAGGCACGUGGCCCGCAUACACCCCGAUGGAGAACAGCUGGCCCGAAGGAUACGGGGAACCCGAGACCUGCCCAAGAUUCCAGUACCAAGUGUGCCUACAUUCCAGCCCAGCAUCAGUAUUGCCCACCGCCUGGAAGCCAUACAGAAAUACAUCAGGGACUUGCAAUACAAUCACACUGGAACACAGUUCUUCGAGAUCAAGAAGAGCCGGCCGCUCACAGCAUUAAUGGAUAUUGCCAAGGAAAUGACCAGAGAAGCUCUGCCAAUCAAGUGUUUGGAGGCUGUUAUCCUUGGCAUUUACCUCACCAACAGCAUGCCGAGUGUUGAGCGCUUUCCUCUCAGCUUUAAAACUCAGUUCUCAGGGAGUCACUUCCGUCACAUCGUGCUGGGCGUUCACAGCGGCGGGCGCUUCGGCGCUCUGGGCAUCAGCCGCCGCCAGGACCUGAUGUACAAAUCACUGCAGUACAAAACACUGAGCGACCUGCUGCUGGACUUCCAGGAGGCGUACCGCGGCCACUGGCACACGCUCUGCAGGGUCAGGAUCGGCCAUUACGUGUCCCACGACCCACACAGUGUUGAGCAGAUCGAGUGGAAGCAUUCGGUGCUGGAUGUAGAUAAACUGUCCAGAGAAGAGCUGAGGAAAGAGCUGGAGAGACACACGCGGGACAUGAGGCUCAAGAUUGGUAAAGCAGCUCCUCCGUCGCCCUCUAAAGACAGAAAGAAGGAUGUUGGUUCUCCUCUGAGGAACCCGGGCAGCCCAAUGCGCAAGAACAGCCAGAGCGACAGACGGCCAUCGGUAGAGAAGCGGCCCGCGUCAGCCGGACCCACAGUGGAUGUGAACGGGUACCAGAUCAGGGUGUGAGAGAUUCAGCAACACCUCCGAGAAAGACUGGAAAUGCAUGGUGUUUCACACAGAAUGUGCUCACUUACAAGGGUAGACAUGAACACACAUCUCCUUGAGUGGAAUAGACACAUCAGUGCAUCAUAUUUAUAUUGAUUUCUGCAUCACGCUUGUCACAUGUAUUCUGUAAAUACAGUGCAGUUAACCUUUAACUCUA
This is a messenger RNA of Danio aesculapii, 2411 nucleotides long. It is a transcript of the gene vash1, whose product is annotated as vasohibin 1. The record is from RefSeq and is a predicted model, not a curated record. Gene Ontology annotation, cellular component: cytoplasm. Lineage: Eukaryota; Metazoa; Chordata; Actinopteri; Cypriniformes; Danionidae. The transcript is spliced from 7 exons. Gene Ontology annotation, biological process: regulation of angiogenesis. The coding region runs from base 1022 to 2215 and encodes 397 amino acids.